Messenger RNA from Salvia hispanica, 1612 nucleotides. RefSeq names its product serine carboxypeptidase-like 40. Gene Ontology annotation, cellular component: vacuole. NCBI's taxonomy places the organism in Eukaryota, Viridiplantae, Streptophyta, Magnoliopsida, Lamiales, Lamiaceae. Gene Ontology annotation, molecular function: serine-type carboxypeptidase activity. Gene Ontology annotation, biological process: proteolysis. The record is from RefSeq and is a predicted model, not a curated record.
AAUUAUUUUAUUCCCACCUCUUUUUUGAAUCUACUUAAAACCAAAUCCCAUCUCUCCAUUUCAAAAUUUCCUCAAUCAAAAAGAGACAUGUUUUUUCCUAGAGCCUUUUUGCUUCUCAUCGCCAUUGCAUCCCUUCAAUGGCCACAAAUCGAAGCAACUAAGCAAAUAGAAGCUCUCUCACGAAUUUACAAAGAAAAGUUGCAUAGAAACAGCAUUGAUAGAAGGCAUUUCGAUGCAAGCCAUCACUCACACAACGUGAGAAUUCUGUCUCAGAAAGGGAUGAAAGAGAGUGACCGGAUAGAGAAGCUGCCCGGCCAGCCGCCGGUCCGGUUCAAGCAGUACGGUGGCUAUGUGACCGUGAACCAGACCGCUGGUCGAGCAUUCUACUACUAUUUUGCUGAGGCUCAACGAGCUCAUCACAAGAAAAUGCCUCUUCUUCUAUGGCUCAAUGGAGGUCCUGGCUGCUCAUCUCUUGCCUAUGGAGCAAUGCAAGAACUUGGGCCAUUCCGUGUCCACAGCGAUGGCAAAACUCUCUACAAAAAUCCAUUCUCAUGGAAUCAUGCUGCAAACUUGUUGUUUCUGGAGUCCCCGGCCGGCGUCGGAUUCUCGUACUCGAACACGACCGCAGAUUUUAGGAGUGGCGGCGACGCUAAGACGGCCAUCGACAACUGCUUUUUGGUGAACUGGUUGGAGAGAUUUCCAGAGUACAAAGACAGAGAUUUUUACAUUUCUGGAGAGAGUUAUGCAGGCCAUUAUGUGCCUCAAUUGGCACACACAAUUCUCUAUCACAACAAGAAAGCUGGCAAGACCAUUAUCAAUCUCAGAGGAAUUAUUAUUGGAAAUGCGGUGAUAAACGACGAGACAGACACGAUAGGAAUGUACGAGUAUUUCGGAAGCCAUGCUCUAGUAUCAGAUGAAACCACCAAACAGAUAAUGACAUACUGCGAUUUCUCCCCUAACGCGACGACUCAACCGGACAAAUGCAACGAAGCUGCGGAAGAAGCUGAUAAAAACGUUAAUGUUAUUGAUAUCUAUAACAUUUAUGCUCCCCUCUGUUGGAACCCUAACCUCACACAAACACCCAGGACUGCAUCGGUGUCACAUAUGGAUCCUUGCAGUGAUUAUUAUGUGUAUGCAUAUUUGAAUAGGCCUGAUGUUCAGAAGGCACUACAUGCUAAUGUUACCAAAAUGUCCUACGAUUGGGAACCAUGCAGCGAUGUUAUCAAAAAAUGGACCGAUAGCGCUUCGACCGUUCUCCCACUGCAAGAGUUCAUGGCUAACGGACUUCGAGUUUGGGUAUUUAGUGGAGAUACGGAUGCAAGGGUACCAGUUACUUCAACAAAGAAUUCCAUCAACAAAUUGAAACUUCCCAUUAAAACUCUAUGGCACCCUUGGUUCCUUGGUGGAGAGGUUGGUGGGUAUACACAAGUGUAUAAAGGUAAUCUAACAUUUGCUACAGUUAGAGCAGGACAUCAAGUGCCUAGUUUCCAACCGGCUCGAGCGCUUUCUCUAAUUAUGCAUUUUAUUGAUGGGACAGAUCUCCCUAAUUCUUCAAGAAUAUAACUCUUUAUCAUUUUUCAACUCAUUAUUAUUAAUAAAAUGUCCUUCCACA